AUGUUAUCUAACACUACCGCCAUUGCGGAAGCCUGGAGAAGAAUUGACAGAAAGUUCGACUUGAUGUACUCCAAGAGAGCGUUCGUCCACUGGUACGUUGGUGAAGGUAUGGAAGAAGGUGAAUUCACAGAAGCCAGAGAAGAUUUGGCUGCUUUAGAAAGAGAUUACAUUGAAGUAGGUACCGAUUCUUAUCCUGAAGAAGAAGAAGAAUACUAA
Messenger RNA from Debaryomyces tyrocola, 216 nucleotides. Lineage: Eukaryota; Fungi; Ascomycota; Pichiomycetes; Serinales; Debaryomycetaceae. The record is from the annotation of a GenBank genome assembly.